UGUGCAUGGGCGUUGUGUGAGCUUUCCUUCAACGCGGAUACAAACCACACUCAAAAUACAGCUUAUUUAUUCUGCUAUGCCAUUCACGACGUAACAAUAGUGACAUUUUGACUAGAUAAACAACAUUUCGGCGUCAUGACCGAGUAUAAGUUAGUGGUUGUCGGGGCUGGUGGCGUCGGCAAAAGUGCCCUCACGAUACAGCUCAUUCAAAAUCAUUUUGUAGAAGAAUAUGAUCCAACAAUAGAGGAUUCCUACCGAAAGCAAGUUGUGAUAGAUGGAGAGACAUGUCUUCUCGACAUCCUUGAUACGGCAGGUCAAGAAGAAUACAGUGCCAUGCGAGACCAGUACAUGAGGACCGGGGAAGGCUUUCUCUGCGUGUUCGCGGUGAACAACAACAAAUCGUUUGAAGAUAUAAACCAAUACAGGGAACAAAUAAAGCGAGUAAAAGAUGCAGAUGAGGUGCCCAUGGUUUUGGUAGGAAAUAAAGUUGAUCUUCCAACAAGGACAGUAGACACAAAAAAUGGUAAUCAAAUGGCCGACAGAUACAGUAUUCCAUAUGUGGAAACGUCUGCAAAAACUCGACUCGGUGUCGAUGAUGCGUUCUAUACCUUGGUCAGGGAAAUUAGAAAAUAUAAAGAGAAAAAGGUUAAAGAAAAGGGCAAGGGGAAGAAACCAAGAUGCUUGAUUCUCUGAUGUGUCGCGAUAUGUCUCUUGUGUUUACUGCCUACCAUGGAAUUAUGGGAUAUGUCUGUUUGUCCUGUAGAUACGUGUUGUCCAGCAAACACGUCUCCUCUCUGCAGUUUCAUUCAUGUUGUCACAUUGUGUAAUAUACAGGGUGUCUCAAAAGUGGUAAUUCGUGAAUAAGAAGCGAAGAGAGCUCUGUGGCGUAUAGUAAGACUGAUGAAUUCCAGUGGCAUAUAGUCAGUAUUAACAUGGCCAUUCAUGGUAACACUCUAAGAGAUUUGAGAUGGUACUAUUGGUGUUAUGAUCGGUCAUAGAAGUCAAGAUUUUGUCACAUUUCUGUACUUACUCACUUUGGGACACCCUGUACAUACUAAAUUGGAUAGGCACUACUGGCGAAGUCGGAGUUGCCUUAAUUGUACUUUUGUAGAACAAUUUCUAUUGCCCGGAUGUUCAAGACUGGACACAGUUCAAUUUUAGGCUUCUUCUCAUCAUUAGUCUUGACAAUUUUCCUGAGAAUCUUUGUUGUGACAAGUUGCCCAUCCAAUAAAGGAGCAGUGAAGCAUGAAGCCACUGCAUUAAAGGCCAGUUUCAUUCAAAAUUUGGAAUGUGAGAUUAUCCAAUAAUGUAAAUAUGCAAUGAAUAUUAUUUGCACACCGAUAUGAAAACAUGCAUGGCUAGUUUCAGUGCUUUGGCAUGUCUACUUACAGCACAAAUUCACAAAUUAACAGGGCCUUUAACUGUAUGAACCUACAUACCUCACACGUACAGGGGGCGCUGUUAAAUAAAAAAGAUUCAACUGAAAAUAUGACAAGGCCAGAGAGUGGUGAGUUUGUAUAUUAUGAGUAUCACAAAAAGCUAUUUUUAUUACAAUCAUUAAUACAUCAAUCAGGUGUUGGCAUUGUACUGGUUAGGAAUUUAAAUAACAAUCGGCAGAUAACAUAAUUUGGAUAUCUUCCGUGAACACUCACGUUUGAUUUGAGUACUGUAUGAAAACGGCUUAUCAUUCCUGUGCCUUUUCCAUGCGUGCAGUCAACUGUUGACCUCUUUAUUUUGUGAACCCAAUAUCUGCCCACAUUUCUUGAAAGGGGUCAAAUUAGAUUAGUCUCUCGAAGUACCCCAAGUCUUUGUAGGGUUGAUAACAUGUCAAUUGUCAAACUGUCAUGUUAGAUAAUGUCGUGUUCAUAUUGUCAGAAUCACUUAUCAACCAUUACCAGAUUGUUUGUAUGGUACAUCACUGUGUGUUACAAGGUUGGUGAUCCUUGGCUUAGGUGACGGCCAGCCUGUUAAACCCUGAAUCUAAAGUUAGAGAUGAGCAUUCAGUACAUAAUUGUCUACUGAUAAAUAGUUCCGUUGAUAUCUGUGUCCCAUGAUUCCAUGUUGUUGGGCUGUUAUGUUAAUUUGUCUAGAUGAAUUGAGGAAAGUGUCCGGUGUGUACCCAGACACAAAUUUUUACGUACAUGUACAUGUAAAUGAUUUAAAUGAAAUUUCAGAAGAUGUGGUAUAAGAUGAUGCCAUGGGCAACAAAGGUGUCUUCAUCUGCAGAUGUUAGUCAAGAGCACCAAUGAACCUUCUUCUUAAGACAGGAAUGACCAAGAUAAAUGCUGGGCCAGUGUGUCAUGCCGCAGGCAUUAUUUUCAGACACCUUUAACUUUGUAAUGCAAAGUAAAGUUGUAUAUGUAGUUGGUCCUGGGAAAUUCAUAUUUCUUGAUAUAUAGAAGAUAAUAACUAGUAUGGAAUGACAAGUUGAUAGUAGAUUGAAAAUUGCAUUGUAUGUAACUGGCAUAACUUUCCCCUACUAAGUUUUAAAACAUAAUGUUCAGACAUCUUUGUUGACCUAUUGCAAGUAAGUAAUGUAACAGUUGCUUUGCUGUAAAUGUAGCAUAAUGAACUAAAAAAAUCUUUUCAAGGUGAAUUGUAAAAUGUGAUUCAUUUUCUAAGCUGUACAUAUUUCUGUUGAUUGGACCUGUUUUGAAAGGUGUUCGCCCGGAUAGUGGGUUGGCGUUAAGUAAAUCAAGCAAAUAAAAAGUAGAGAAGACGUAAGCCUACUGUAGACCUUGGUAUUUCGUGAAACUUACAUAUUUGCCACUUUGACAUUUCACAUCGAUGAGGAAUUUUACAUCCAGAAGGUGGCAGUACAAUUACAAUUUGGAAAAUUCUAUGAAUAAAAUUAACAGGGACUUGACAUGGCCUGGAAAUCUAUUGUAUUUGACUACUGCAAACGAUAACAGCAGCUGCCUGUGGCGAUAAGGUUCCCCAUCAAUCUUCCUGAAUUGGUCAAUUUCAUUUAUGAUGAACCCUUAGGUUGAUAAUUUUUGAACAUAAAAAAGUUAACUUUCAGGAAAUUUCACUGUUGACAGUAGCUAAUUAACCCACCUGUGUCAGAAUACGUCGGAACCUGAAAAUAUUUAGGGGAACACUGGCGUUUGUAGUUUUGGGUUCAGAAAGUCAUUUCAGGACAUUAUUGUAAUGAUUGUAGUCAAUCUGUGAUUUGUGUUCAAAUCUUUGACCUCCGUAUUCCUCCACUUUAUUGAUCCAAAUUCUUACCAUAGGAAGGCUACACCUUUUAAAGAUACAUGAUGUAUAACCCACCUACUUGAUUUGACAUUCGUGUUAAGGUCACAGAAGUAUGGCCUAAUUUGGCUGUUCAGCUAAACGUCUGUCACUUUGGAGAUAUCGACCACAAACUCUGUACACAUGAUGUAACCUAAAGUCUAACACCUCAAGGUCAGACCUGUCAGAGUGAGUGUGGUGGUAAUUAUUGUCAGUUCUGUCACCUUAUCAUAUGGUCUGACCACACUUUCUAUCUCUACUCUAAGCUGGGGCACUCCGAUUACAUUGUACGAAGCAUAGCAAAUCGCCCCAUAUUGUUUGUCUGAUCUGGAGAAAUCAAAGGAGGGAGUAUUCCAUUUCCAGAUUGUUUAUUUCUUAAUCUGUUCAAUGAAAUUAAUCAUUAAUUCGGCACUAUUUUUAGAUAUUCUAGGUUUCCAUUCAUAGAAUUCAUUGAAAGCCGAUAAGUUUCCCAACUUACACAGUUAUUUGUAUAAUCAGAUUUUUUUAUAUAUUUUAUUCUACCAAAGAACUAAGAUGAUUAGUAAAUAAGCUCAUUAGAUGGUUAUUUUGAUAUAAUUGUUCGAGAUCAUGUUAAGCCUUUGCUGAUGACUUAGAGCUUCGCUAUGGAAUCUGGUGGAAGAGCUUAUAAAGCACAUUUAGGUAGUGACUAAUGUAAUGCUGUACCCUACUUCAGCACAAUUGUUAGGAUAACUCUGAUGAAUUUAAACACACCGGUCAAGCAGUAAGAUAACUCCACUUGGAACCUUGUGGUAUCACCAAGAGGUUAGAUGCAUGUGUUCACCUGGUUAAAAAAAGACUUGCUCGUUGUUGAUCAAAUUGGUUUUACUAAUAAUUUUAAUACAGUAUGGUGGGGUUAUCCAUCAGUAACAAUUGGUGGCUAUAAGUGAAUUGUCUACAUCUCUGGUGUUUAUUUUGAUGGCAGGUAAAUUAAGCUUUAAGUUUAAUGAAUAUCUUGAUUUCCUGGUGCAGUUUGAAGCGGAAGGUUUGGAAGAGUUCAUCAUGUGGUUCAUAAAAGGAUAAAUCAUUGAAAGAAGUGAAUGUUAUUGCAGGUUCUUCAUGGCACAAGACACAGAAUACCAGUUUCUGGAAUUUCUGUUCAGAAUGAUUGUUCUGUUGCUUGGCAAAGAAAUAAAAUUGAUCAAGUUCUAUGAAUAGUUGGGGUAAAAUGAUUGGCUUAUCAACUAUUUGAUUCUGGUAUAACGUGGUUUAUAUCAGCUGUGGAACUGAAGUGCAUACCGAAAUGUCUACUUAGAUGAGUUAAUCUAUCUUGCCAGAGCCAUCAACUCUUCGUUCAGUCAUUUAUUCCGCUGACCUGCUAUCGUACAGCCUUAAUAGUUGUACCAUUUGGACCUUGAUUUGGACUCUUGGUAUGAGAAUCUUCACACCUUUUCUCAACCUUCUUUGUUGAUCAUGCUGCAUUCGUCUCAACUUGUACAUUUUCUAUCCAAUUGUUAUUAAUAAAUGAUAUUUGAGAAAGA
Lineus longissimus is the source of this 4733-nucleotide messenger RNA. RefSeq names its product GTPase HRas. Gene Ontology annotation, biological process: epidermal growth factor receptor signaling pathway; Ras protein signal transduction. The coding region runs from base 136 to 693 and encodes 185 amino acids. The record is from RefSeq and is a predicted model, not a curated record. Gene Ontology annotation, molecular function: GTP binding; GTPase activity; GDP binding. Gene Ontology annotation, cellular component: plasma membrane. The transcript is spliced from 7 exons. NCBI's taxonomy places the organism in Eukaryota, Metazoa, Nemertea, Pilidiophora, Heteronemertea, Lineidae.